GGGUCCCGCGCCCCGCGCUCCCUCUCAAGCUAACCCCUGCCCGCAGGAAGCGGGGCUCGGAGGCUCCCUCGCAACAAAAGGCUAAAUUCGGUUUCCCUGGUUCCGCAUUUCCCCAGGGAGCUCUCCUCGUAAAACUAUUCCCCGUGAAGGCGGCAGGGCAGAGGUCCAGGGCGGGCUUUGCUGGGAGCCUCGGGACCCCGGGUUGGGGGCCGUGGGGCGGCACCUGGCGAGCUGGCGGGCGGGCGGCGAGCCGAGGCUUCCCGGCCUGGCAGCAACUCGCCCCUCUGCCCUCAGCCCUCCAGGCUGCGCUCCCUUCCCCCACGCCGCCCUGCCCCUCCCCCACGACCCUUUCUCUUUCUUUCUUUCUUUCCCAGUUCGCCUGCCCCCACCCCAGCGGCGCCCGCCGGGCUCCUCGCCCAAUGGCCGCGGGGCCCGGGACCGCAUCAGCUGAUCGGCCCGGGCUCCUGGCCGCUAGGAGCCAAUCAGGGCACCGGGGGCGGCCCCGGGCCGCGGAUAAAGGGUGCGGGGCUGCUGGCGGCCCUGCAGAGUCGAGAGUGGGAGAAGAGCGGAGCGUGUGAGCAGUACUGCGGCCUCCUCUCCUCUCCUAACCUCGCUCUCGCGGCCUACCUUUACCCGCCCGCCUGCUCGGCGCCCAGGUAAGUCCCCGGACGGCCCGGUGUCACUCAAGCGAUGCGCGCCGCCCCUGCUACCCCGCGAGGCGCGCCGCCCAGCCUCUUUUUUCGGCUGCCUGCCCCUCCAGUCCCAGCCCUACGCUGCGGCCUCUCCGGCCCAUGCCUGAGAUCCGGCAUGAGUGCUCCUCCCGCCUGCUUCCGCCGCCGGUGGCUUGGACCCGUCGGGGCUGGCGCUGAUGGGGCGCGCCCCUGGCCAGGCUCUGGGAAGGGCGGGGUGAGUUGUUUUGAUCUUCUUUUCACUACUUGCGGCCGAAGCGCCGCCCCUGGAGGCCGUUGGGCCGGCCCGCGCCCUGGGGCUCGCAGUGGUGUUUGUGCUGUGGAUGGAGUGGCGGUGCGGUCCCCUGUGGAGCGCAAACAAGGCGCUUGGUUGGCGCGGGCGCCUGGCUGCCUUCCUCGUGGUGGGCGUUCGGAGCAAUCGUCCUGGUUCUGGCGAUGGUUGAGACGCCUCGAUUGCGGCGUGUAACGAACACCUUCCACCAUGACCACCUCAGCAAGUUCCCACUUAAAUAAAGGCAUCAAGCAGGUGUACAUGUCCCUGCCUCAGGGUGAGAAAGUCCAGGCCAUGUAUAUCUGGAUCGAUGGUACUGGAGAAGGACUGCGCUGCAAGACCCGGACCCUGGACAGUGAGCCCAAGUGUGUGGAAGAGUUGCCUGAGUGGAAUUUCGAUGGCUCUAGUACUUUACAGUCUGAGGGUUCCAACAGUGACAUGUAUCUCGUGCCUGCUGCCAUGUUUCGGGACCCCUUCCGUAAGGACCCUAACAAGCUGGUGUUAUGUGAAGUUUUCAAGUACAAUCGAAGGCCUGCAGAGACCAAUUUGAGGCACACCUGUAAACGGAUAAUGGACAUGGUGAGCAACCAGCACCCCUGGUUUGGCAUGGAGCAGGAGUAUACCCUCAUGGGGACAGAUGGGCACCCCUUUGGUUGGCCUUCCAACGGCUUCCCAGGGCCCCAGGGUCCAUAUUACUGUGGUGUGGGAGCAGACAGAGCCUAUGGCAGGGACAUCGUGGAGGCCCAUUACCGGGCCUGCUUGUAUGCUGGAGUCAAGAUUGCGGGGACUAAUGCCGAGGUCAUGCCUGCCCAGUGGGAAUUUCAGAUUGGACCUUGUGAAGGAAUCAGCAUGGGAGAUCAUCUCUGGGUGGCCCGUUUCAUCUUGCAUCGUGUGUGUGAAGACUUUGGAGUGAUAGCAACCUUUGAUCCUAAGCCCAUUCCUGGGAACUGGAAUGGUGCAGGCUGCCAUACCAACUUCAGCACCAAGGCCAUGCGGGAGGAGAAUGGUCUGAAGUACAUCGAGGAGGCCAUUGAGAAACUAAGCAAGCGGCACCAGUACCACAUCCGUGCCUAUGAUCCCAAGGGAGGCCUGGACAAUGCCCGACGUCUAACUGGAUUCCAUGAAACCUCCAACAUCAACGACUUUUCUGCUGGUGUAGCCAAUCGUAGCGCCAGCAUACGCAUUCCCCGGACUGUUGGCCAGGAGAAGAAGGGUUACUUUGAAGAUCGUCGCCCCUCUGCCAACUGCGACCCCUUUUCGGUGACAGAAGCCCUCAUCCGCACGUGUCUUCUCAAUGAAACCGGCGAUGAGCCCUUCCAGUACAAAAAUUAAGUGGACUAGACCUCCAGCUGUUGAGUCCCUCCUAGUUCUUCAUCCCACUCCAACUCUUCCCCCUCUCCCCGUUGUCCCGAUUGUAACUCAAAGGGUGGAAUAUCAAGGUCGUUUUUUUCAUUCCAUGUGCCCAGUUAAUCUUGCUUUCUUUGUUUGGCUGGGAUAGAGGGGUCAAGUUAUUAAUUUCUUCACACCUACCCUCCUUUUUUUCCCUAUCACUGAAGCUUUUUAGUGCAUUAGUGGGGAGGAGGGUGGGGAGACAUAACCACUGCUUCCAUUUAAUGGGGUGCACCUGUCCAAUAGGCGUAACUAUCCGGACAGAGCACGUUUGCAGAAGGGGGACUCUUCUUCCAGGUAGCUGAAAGGGGAAGACCUGACUUACUCUGGUUAGGUUAGGACUUGCCCUCAUGGUGGAAACUUUUCUUAAAAAGUUAUAACCAACUUUUCUAUUAAAAGUGGGAAUUAGGGGAGAAGGUAGGGGUUGGGAAUCAGAGAGAAUGGCUUUGGUCUCUUGCUUGUGGGACUAGCCUGGCUUGGGACUAAAUGCCCUGCUCUGAACACAAAGCUGAGUAUAAACUGAUGGAUACCCCUACCUUGAAAGAAGAAAAGGUUCUUACUGCUUGGUCCUUGAUUUAUCACACAAAGCAGAAUAGUAUUUUUAUAUUUAAAUGUAAAGACAAAAAACUAUAUGUAUGGUUUUGUGGAUUAUGUGUGUUUUGCUAAAGGAAAAAACCAUCCAGGUCACGGGGCACCAAAUUUGAGACAAAUAGUCGGAUUAGAAAUAAAGCAUCUCAUUUUGAGUAGGGAGCGAGGGAAGUGGUUCUUAGAAAGAUGGUGAUCUGGGAUUAGGCCCUCAUGACCCUUUUGGGUUUCUGCCCUGCCCACCCUCUGGAGAAGGUGGGCACUGGAUUAGUUAACAGACGACACGUUACUAGCAGUCACUUGAUCUCCGUGGCUUUGGUUUAAAAGACACACUUGUCCACAUGGGUUUAGAGAUAAGAGUUGGCUGGUCAACUUGAGCAUGUUACUGACAGAGAGGGUAUUGGGGUUAUUUUCUGGUAGGAAUAGCAUGUCACUAAAGCAGGCCUUUUGAUAUUAAAUUUUUUAAAAAGCAAAAUUAUAGAAGUUUAGAUUUUAAUCAAAUUUGUAGGGUUUCUAGGUAAUUUUUACAGAAUUGCUUGUUUGCUUCAACUGUCUCCUACCUCUGCUCUUGGAGGAGAUGGGGACAGGGCUGGAGUCAAAACACUUGUAAUUUUGUAUCCUGAUGUCUUUGUUAAGACUGCUGAGGAAUUAUUUUUUUUCUUUUAUAGUAAGAAAUAAACCCCACCUUUAUUCCUUCAUUUCAUCUACCAUUUUCUGGUUCUUGUGUUGGCUGUGGCAGGCCAGCUGUGGUUUUCUUUUGCCAUGACAACUUCUAAUUGCCGUGUACAGUAUGUUCAAAGUCAAAUAACUCCUCAUUGUAAACAAACUGUGUAACUGCCCAAAGCAGCACUUAUAAAUCAGCCUAACAUAAGA
Molecule: messenger RNA, 3807 nt
Organism: Gorilla gorilla gorilla (western lowland gorilla)
Lineage: Eukaryota; Metazoa; Chordata; Mammalia; Primates; Hominidae
Gene: GLUL
Product: glutamate-ammonia ligase
Exons: 7
Coding region: 1171-2292 (373 amino acids)
Cellular component (GO): cytoplasm
Molecular function (GO): glutamine synthetase activity
Source: RefSeq, a predicted model, not a curated record